Molecule: messenger RNA, 2054 nt
Organism: Aethina tumida (small hive beetle)
Lineage: Eukaryota; Metazoa; Arthropoda; Insecta; Coleoptera; Nitidulidae
Product: mitochondrial glutamate carrier 1
Exons: 7
Coding region: 105-1112 (335 amino acids)
Biological process (GO): L-glutamate transmembrane transport; aspartate transmembrane transport; malate-aspartate shuttle
Molecular function (GO): L-aspartate transmembrane transporter activity; L-glutamate transmembrane transporter activity
Source: RefSeq, a predicted model, not a curated record
UUGCACUGGACUUUGUAAAGACCAUUUAACACGCAAAGUUCAUAAAGUCAUUCGGGCCUUCGAUUAAUUGAAUUUUAAUUAUUCGUGUUUUAUCUGCGGCGAAAAUGUACAAAAAUGUGUUCCUGCCUUUUAACGGUGUUUUGGGGAAGGAGGACAUCCGCGAACACUCCAAACACCAAAUGGCAGAAAAACAACAGCAAUUUUCAUUAGUACCGAAAAUUAUCAACGGUGGAAUUGCUGGUAUAAUUGGUGUAACAUGCGUCUUCCCCCUGGAUUUGGUUAAAACGCGGCUCCAAAAUCAACAAAUCGGGCCUAAUGGAGAGAAAAUGUACAAGAGCUUGCCAGACGCGUUUAGAAAAGUAUACACGGCGGAAGGUUUCUUCGGAAUGUACAGGGGGUCGGCAGUCAAUAUUUUACUUAUAACGCCAGAAAAAGCCAUUAAACUAGCAGCUAACGAUUUCUUCAGAUACAAUCUGCAAACAAAAGAAAAAACACUUCCAAUGUUCCGUCAGAUGUUGGCCGGCGGUCUGGCCGGCUUAUGUCAAAUAGUCAUUACAACACCCAUGGAAUUGCUGAAGAUCCAAAUGCAGGACGCCGGCCGUGUCGCCGCUCAGGCGAAGCUGGUCGGCAAAACGGUUCCCAAAGUGUCGGCCACCGAACUUACAUUAGGCUUAUUGAAAAAACACGGCAUCCUGGGAUUGUACAAAGGCACCGGUGCCACAAUGUUGAGGGACGUUUCCUUUUCUGUGAUAUACUUCCCCUUGUUCGCCACCCUCAACGACUUGGGACCAAGGAAAAGUGACGGUUCUGGUGAAGCUGUGUUCUGGUGCUCGUUCCUCUCUGGUUGUGCCGCUGGCUCGGCAGCCGCCUUGUCCGUUAAUCCGUUUGACGUAGUCAAAACCCGUCUGCAAGCUUUAAACAAGGCCGAAGGUGAACGUUCAUACUCGGGAGUAGGAAACGCCUUUGUCAACAUCUUGAAAUACGAGGGUCCGACGGCUUUCUUCAAAGGAGGGUUGUGCAGGAUGAUAGUCAUCGCGCCGUUGUUCGGUAUCGCCCAAACAGUGUAUUAUCUAGGAGUGGCAGAGAAACUCCUGGGGAUCAGUAGAAACUAAAUAACGAAACCUGCCGUAAGACAUAACUCAUCCAAUCAAUUUCCGUAAUGUUUAAAGCAAUUUUAAGUAAUAAGUAAAUCCAAGACACGUGUAUUUAUUAUUAUUAUUUUAUUUAUGGUUUUUUUAUCGAUUUUUAUAUUAUUUUUGGUUCGUUCUAGGACCUAACAUGCUUUCUCAGAUGAAAACCUAAAUAUAUUUUGUUAUUGUUGAAUUACCGUUGUUAAUGCAUUUUUUUAUAGGUGAAUUGUUGUUAAAAUUUUAAUGUACAAUCAAGUGUAAUGACAAUUUAAAUAGUUUUUUGGAUGAUGUCAGUAUUUUUUAAUAUUAUUUAAUUGUAAAUAUUACGGCCAUACAACUGACAUUUUUCAAAUAAUAAUUGUUUAAAACAAUUACAGUAUUAUAUUUUAUUUUGCUACUUACUACAUUUGCUUUUUAUAUUAAUUUGAAAAAUAUUUUAAUCAUUUUAGCAAUAAUAAUCAUCUUACGGCAUCAGUCAAUUCUUAUACCAACAAGUAAUUAAAGAAUCAAAAUGACUUAUAUUAUUAAACUGCAGGGCACUAAUUUGUACAUCAAAAUCUACUAGUUUUUCAUAAAUAAGUUUCAUUGAUUCUGAUUCUGUUGUGAUAUAAGUUGAUAUGCCUUAUGAUUUACGUUUAAUUUGAAAAAAAAACAGUGAUUCAUAGACAAUACAUACCUCCUCAUAUUAAAAAAUUAUAUUAUAUUUUGUGAUUGGUGAUUGUUAAUUUUAAUUGAUGAUAUUUGUGCUAGUAUUACUUAAUUUAUGUAACUUGAACGUUACACUUUGUGAUUUGUUUUUUUACAGAAUUAUGAAAUUAAAAACAAAUAUUAGAUGUGCUUGUUGAAAAGAAUUUAGUCCAGCUGAAUUCUUACAAAUAGUUGUCAAUUUCAAAAAGUCUAACAAUAAAUGUAGAUGUUACCUAA